Durusdinium trenchii is the source of this 1272-nucleotide messenger RNA. NCBI's taxonomy places the organism in Eukaryota, Dinophyceae, Suessiales, Symbiodiniaceae. The record is from the annotation of a GenBank genome assembly.
AUGGGUCAUCCGUGCUCAGGCACACCCCUGCUCUUGAACAUCCUGGGCGGACAAGAGGAUCUGCAGAUCUGUGCUUUCCAAGUGUCCCAGGAUUUGCAGACCUUGACGUGGCGCGAGUGCGAGGGCAACGGCCCCUCCCGACGGCUACCCUUGAGUGCCAUUGGCUCGGUUCAGGAAACCAGCGUUCCUCGCAAUGGAGGUGGCGGGGGGCACUUCGCCCUCCAGGUGCGCUUGCGGGAGGCCGUGCCCAAUGUGCCACAGGCCUUUGAACUGAUUUGCACUUCCAAAGAGGACUUGGACUCUUGGCACCAAGGGCUCCGGUUCCUCAUGGGCGAUGAGUCCGAGAUGGCCUCGCCGGCCAAGGAGUCGCGGACAGAGUCCAGGCCGGAAGAGAAGGCAUCCUCCCGGGCUGCAAAGGCGCAGGAAGAGCUCUGUGAACGCUUGCAGCAAGAGAACCUGAUGCUCAAAGAGAUGAUUAAACGGAAAGAUGCGACGAUUGCGGAGCUCCUCAAGGACAGCAAGUCCAUCAAGACGGAAUCCACGUCCCGAGAGAGCGACGAGCACCUGCAGUUCCGCGAGGUGGCGAUCCUGCGAAGGAAGAACAAACGCCUCCAGAGUGAGCUGAAGUCCAAGCAGCACACCAUCUCUGGGCUUUUGAAGCUCGUGGAACGCCUCUCUCAGCAGGAUGAGACCUCUGCACACGAGACGGCCGAGGAGGACUUCGGGACGGUUUCCAAGCACAUCAUCGAGAUGAAGGCUGAUGCUGAUGUGGAGGCCAUCCCUGCCAAGGUCGUCCGUGCACGCCCGGGUGCCAGUGCUGCUUCUCCCGCGCCGCGGCCAGCGCCAGCGGUGCCUGCGCCUGCGAUGCCCGCGAGUGGGUCUCCUGGAAGGGCGGCAGCCAAAGAUGAAGGAACAGGACUAGAUGCUCUCUUGGGCGGCGAGUUGGCUGCGCUGGCCGACAAGCUUCAGAUGCUCGAGCGUGCGGCGGCGGCCGCCACCCAGGGCGUGGCGGCGGUGAGUAGCUUUCAGCCGCCCAGCCGUGUCGCGGGCUCCGCGGGUCCCUCGGGCGCUGCUGGCGCCGCCACGGGCUCGGGUGCGGCAGAGGCCCCGAGCUUGGUGGGGCGGGGGCCUAGGAGUAACAAAGCGCUGGAGGCCUUGCAGAGAGAGAUGCAUGUCUUGGAGGAGAAGAAGCGCUUGGUCCAACAUUUGGCACAGAUGCUGGAGCCUGAACCCUCGGACUCCGAGCAGGACGACGGCUUCCCUCUGAGAUGA